AUGCAAUCCAUACCAUUUGUAAAAUCACACAGAAGAACAGCAUCAGGCAGAAAAAUGAUGGAUAUUUCAAUCGAUGUUGAGGCUUUAACCAACGAUGAAAAACUGUCCAGGUCAUUACAUACCGGUGUUAGAAGAAGAUCUUCGGUUGUGGAUAGACCAAGAUUAUUUGAAUGGUUUAUAGUAAUUGGUGUACCCCCACUCGAAGGAAACUCAACAACAUCAUUAAAUAAUACAUCGUCACCCAACACAUCCCCACCACUAUCAUCAUCAACACCUGCAGCAAGUAAACCAUCACUAAUUAGAUCAUCGUCACCAAUUCCAUUUUUAUCAUCAUCAUUUUCAUCACCCCCAACUCACAAUACAACACCUCCUCUUUUUUCUAAUAAUAAACCAGAGCAACCUAAAAUUCUUUAUCAAUAUCCACCUGAUAAACCAUUAAAUAAUCUGUCAGUAGAGUUUUUCCCAUUCCCAAAUGGUAUUAAUGUAUCCACAGUAUCACAAACUGCAUCACACACAAAUCUUUUCCAAGUUUUAUAUCAACAAAAGAAUUUAAAACAACCUGAAGACUCUUUUGUUUUUAUGAUGACUGAUGAAAAGAAAGACGUUUUAUAUGGUGUAUGCACAACUAAAACAUCAUCUAUUGGAACACUAGCUAAGGGACAACGUUUUGAAGUAGAUAUCGAUGAUGAACCAUGCGACGAUGAAAGUAUUCCUCAAGUUGGUGAUGUUAUCUAUACUGCACCUAGAUGCUUUUGUAUCAUUACAAAAUAUCCAUUCUUUCCUUUACACUUUGAUAUAAUAAAUGGAUUGUUGGCACUUCAACAUAUGCAAGAAAUUACCAAAUUCCAAAACUUAAUCUCAUUAUCAUCAACAAAAAGAAAUUUAAAAAAACAGCAACAACAACAAUCAUUAUCAGCUUCACCUCAUACUUUAUCUACAUCCCAUCAAAACAAUAAUAAUAAUAAUAGUAGUAAUAAUUUAUCAGCAACAACUACAAUUAUUGUAACAUCAACAGAUUCCCCAACACCAAUUGAAGAUCCAUUAGUUAAUAAUUCAGGAUUUAGGGUUAAAGAAAGACCAAUUUUAGAACUUAUUGAAUAUUUCUAUAAUCAUCCAGUACCAAACUUUGGACAAACUGUAUCAUAUCAUAUCAAAGUUUUAGGUGAACAAACCAUAAAAUUUAAAAGAGCACUAAAGACAGAUGGCGCCAACAAUGGCUCAAGAUCACCAGCAAUCAACCAAAAUAAUUUGGACUAUAGUGAUUUUAUGUUAAAAUAUGGGUUAUUUACCACUAUUCAAUUGGUUCAACCAAAAACCUUAAUAAUAUUAUUAAAUUCAAUUUUAUUAGAAAAAAAAGUAAUUUUUUAUUCAAAAACUAUUAGAGUUUUAACUUCUGUAAUUUUUUCACUUAUUUCAUUAUUAUCUCCAUUUAGUUAUCAAUCAGUAAUAUUACCAUUAUUACCCAAUUCAGUAUCAUCAUUAUCAGUACAAGAUUUAUUGGCAGCACCAGUACCCUAUAUUAUUGGUUUAACAGAAAUGCCUAAAGAUGUAGAUUUCUCUGAUAUCGUGCUCUAUGAUAUUGACUCUGCCAAAUUAACAUGCACCAAUAAAGUAAUGUUGUUCCCACACUGGGAAGAUUUAUUAGCCGUUUUCAAUACAGCAUUAAAAGAUAUUAAACAAACUAUAACCUCAAAGAAAACUACUUUCAUACCAAACGAAGAUCAAGAACAAAGGUUAAAUCCAUUCAUAUCAGGUAUAAAUAAUCAUUUAGAGAAACUUUUCGAAAACUUUAAGAGACAUUGUGUUAGAAAUGUUACAGAGCAAAAGUCAAUUUCCAUCUUUGUUAAAGAAUCUUUUAUAUUUACCGAGUUUCCAGACUUUGAAGAGCAUCAAGAUUGGAUGGGUGAAUUUUUAAAAACAUUAAUGUUUUCAGUAUUUUUGGAUCAAAAAUUACGUUUAGAAGAUAAUGACCAAUUAGAAGACAGUAUUUAA
Messenger RNA from Dictyostelium purpureum, 1992 nucleotides. RefSeq lists its product as uncharacterized. Gene Ontology annotation, molecular function: guanyl-nucleotide exchange factor activity; phosphatidylinositol phosphate binding. Lineage: Eukaryota; Evosea; Eumycetozoa; Dictyosteliales; Dictyosteliaceae. The coding region runs from base 1 to 1992 and encodes 663 amino acids. The transcript has 2 exons. Gene Ontology annotation, biological process: endocytic recycling; endocytosis. The record is from RefSeq and is a predicted model, not a curated record. Gene Ontology annotation, cellular component: intracellular membrane-bounded organelle; cytosol.